AUGCUAAAUUAUUCGAAAUAUGUAUAUAUAAAAAAGUUGUUACUGGUAUUUAUAUGUUUUACGCCAUUCUGUGAAAAUUAUGUUAAAAAAUUUAUCUCAUAUAAGAAUGUGAAAUAUCCGUUCAAGCCCAUCAUUAGGAAAAUACACAGUCUUAAUCACCCUAUCAAUAAUUUUAAAAAGUUUUCGUUUUUUCUAAAAGCAGCAGAGGAGUUGGAUGACUACAAAUAUUUCACGGAUGACGAAUAUAUUCCCCCUCUUCCACCAGUUGAAACUUGGGAAGAUUUAAUUAUAAAAGAAGAAAUACGAAAUAAAAACGAAGAUGAAAAAAGGGAUAUUGAUGAUUAUAAACUGACUCAUGAAAGUCGAGAAAAAGUAUUGGAUAUAAUGCGACAAACUCGUUUAAUAAAUCAUUGCAACUAUGAAAUUCAAAAAAAUAAGCAAAAAAAUAUUUUAUAUUUCGUUACCCCCAAAAUGGGUGCAUAUUGUAAACUCAUGGAAAAUGAUAAAGAAAAAAUGGAAAGUUUGAUUAACAAGGUGAAGGAAAAAUUUGGAAGAAAAGUUAAAAUAGUAAAUUUAAAACUGGAUGUUAAAAUGCCAUUAUUUGAAAUAUUUUUGCAAGCAAAUAUACAUACUCAAAUAAAAAUUUUUUAUGCAAGAGGUCGAACCUUACAAUAUAGAUUACCACCCCCAUUUUGGACAAAGUGUAAAAUAUUAAAAGAAAAUAAAAUAUUACAAGAAAAAUAUGGAGGUGAAUGUGCUCCCGGUCUAUUUCCCCGAUAUGAUGAAUAUCAAAUGAUGCAGAUAAUGACAGAAUGUGUAUACAAUGAUAAGUAUAAUUAUUAUGUGUAUGAUGUUAAUUUAGAAUGGGAAAAUUUAUGUGCCUUAACACCUGAAAAUAAAGAAUUUCGAAAACUUGUUCACCAAAAUGUGCAUGUACCUACUCGGCUAGCUGUUAUUAAGGCUUUCGAAGAAGGGAUAGAAGACUUUAGAGAAGUCAUUAAAGAAGAAUACCUCAUUAUGCUUCGCGAACAAAGGAAAUUAAAAGAAAAUAAAAGAUAUAAAUUUUAG
This is a messenger RNA of Plasmodium berghei ANKA, 1068 nucleotides long. RefSeq names its product conserved protein, unknown function. The record is from RefSeq and is a predicted model, not a curated record. The coding region runs from base 1 to 1068 and encodes 355 amino acids. The transcript has 4 exons. Lineage: Eukaryota; Apicomplexa; Aconoidasida; Haemosporida; Plasmodiidae.